Messenger RNA from Neoarius graeffei (lesser salmon catfish), 1935 nucleotides. It is a transcript of the gene cbll1, whose product is annotated as Cbl proto-oncogene-like 1, E3 ubiquitin protein ligase. The transcript is spliced from 5 exons. Lineage: Eukaryota; Metazoa; Chordata; Actinopteri; Siluriformes; Ariidae. Gene Ontology annotation, molecular function: ubiquitin protein ligase activity. The record is from RefSeq and is a predicted model, not a curated record. Bases 206 to 1675 code for a protein of 489 amino acids. Gene Ontology annotation, biological process: protein ubiquitination; regulation of cell adhesion.
GGGAACUUCACACUUUGCAUGUUUUAAUUUAGCAAUAGAGUACUUUUAUUAGCUUCAUGCUCGCAACAUGGGACUUAUGUGUAGGACGUAUGGCUUUUUUGAUAGAGUGAACGACUGUAGAUAAUUUAACCUGUUCACGGUUAUUACUUUUUUUCUUAUUUUAGUUGUUUUAAAACAGUGGAUGAUUCGGCCUUGAGACAGUGACAUGCAGGGAACAGAGGGGGCAUUAGGAGGUCCUGAUGUUAGAAGGAGGAUACCCAUCAAGCUUCUCCCUAAACAGGCUAGAAGUAAGUGUUUUCAUAUUUCCCUCAUAGAUACACGGAGACCUUGGAGUUUCAACUCAUUGCCCAAUGCAAUUCAUACUGUGUGCAUCGUUGUCUGGAAUAGUAACAUCUAUAUCAUUUUUCUCGUAACAGAAAGCUUUGCCUACAAGCAGGAGGAGAGGUUUGACUGUGGGGUAAAAUCAGGAGAUGCUUAUGCUAAUCAGCGGCGAUAUCCCCAGCCAUUUUUUUGGGAUUAUAAGCUUAAUCUGAUUGGUGAAAAAGAUGAAACUCCUAUUCAUUUUUGUGACAAGUGUGGUCUCCCCAUUAAGACUUAUGGACGCAUGAUUCCAUGUAAACAUGUUUUCUGCUAUGAAUGUGCAGUACUUCAUGAAAGGAAAGGUGAUAAAAUGUGCCCAGGUUUGACUUUGUAUAGCUGUACAGACCCAGUUCAGCGGAUUGAACAGUGUCAGCGCGGCUCUCUUUUCAUGUGCAGCAUCGUUCAGGGCUGUAAACGUACCUACCUCUCACAGAGAGACUUGCAGGCCCACAUCAACCACCGCCACAUGAGAGCGAGCAAGACUUCAGCAGGCCGCUCUGACCCUCACCAUCUUCCUGGCUCUGACGUUUCAGAGCGUUUCCGUGUGCCCCCUACUCACAUGCCCAAACCCCAUGUGCUCAUCCCUCCCCCUCUUCCACACGCCACUCAUGACCCCUACACUCAGCCACCUCCUGCCUCUCAUGAUGACCUCCGGCCCCCUCCUGGCCAGGCUCCUACAUCCGACAUGGGGCCUCCUCGCUCUCUCGCUCAGGAGACAUUCCGCAUUACUACAGUGACCACACGGAAGCAUAGCAACCUCAUCACCGUCCCCAUUCAGGAUGAUUCAGCAAGCUCUGCCUCCCGUGAGCCUGUGAACGCCCCGUCACAUCACCACCCAGGAGAAUAUCCAGGGCAGCCUGUGGUUUCCCACCCACACCACAUGAUGGCUCCACCUCAGCAGCGCUACGGGCCUCCACCUCCUCCACCCCCAAUCACUCAUCCAAUGCAGCAUCCAGCACAGGUCUUUAGCCAAGCCCCUCCUCCACCUUUGUCCUCAGUUCCUCCUCCUAUCACCCCUCCUCCUGGACACCUCAUGAGUCAGUUGCCACCGUACAUGAACCAUCCUCCACCUGGCCCUCCACCUCAACACGCGGGUCCAGUAAAUGCCCCACCACCACACCAUUACAAUCCUCAGUUCUCUGAGGAUAAAGGUACCCUUAGCCCACCAUUCAACCAACCAGGGGGACUCAGUCCUGGGAUGUGGCCUGCUCCCAGAGGACCUCCUCCACCCAGAAUGCAGGGUCCUCCUCCACAGGGACAGAUUCCAGGACCUCAUCAUCCGGACCAGGGCCGGUAUAGACCCUAUUACCAGUAGAAUGAUUUUUGUUGAUAGCUUUGAAUAUUGAUCUCAUAAAUGAGUCUGUGGUAGGGGUUUGGAACUCUGUAUAGUUGAGUUAGAGUAUAAAAUAGGACUGCGUAUGUUUGAAGACUUUACCAUUAAUUUCUGAUAUCAGAACAUAUUCCUUUAAUUAUGGCCAAUAUUUUGGAUUUAAAAAAUGAAUUUGGCAAAAUUUUUAAAAAUUUGUUGAAUGUGUUACUUCAUGAAUGUAUUAUGAAUUAAACACUUAAUAAGGA